This is a messenger RNA of Erinaceus europaeus (western European hedgehog), 1773 nucleotides long. Its product is annotated as guanine nucleotide-binding protein subunit alpha-12-like. Bases 61 to 1176 code for a protein of 371 amino acids. The transcript has a single exon. Gene Ontology annotation, molecular function: GTPase activity; guanyl nucleotide binding; D5 dopamine receptor binding. Gene Ontology annotation, biological process: Rho protein signal transduction; adenylate cyclase-modulating G protein-coupled receptor signaling pathway. The record is from RefSeq and is a predicted model, not a curated record. Lineage: Eukaryota; Metazoa; Chordata; Mammalia; Eulipotyphla; Erinaceidae. Gene Ontology annotation, cellular component: heterotrimeric G-protein complex; brush border membrane.
GGCAGGAGGCCGCGGGCCGCGCUGGCCGCGUCCGGCCGCCUGGUCCAUGGCCUGAGUGCCAUGGCCGCGGUGGUGCGCUCGCUGAGCCGCUGCCUGCUGCUGGCCGAGACCCGGGACCCCGAGCGGGAGGUGCGGCGGCACAGCAGAGCCAUCGAUGCGGGGCUGGCCUGGGAGCGGCGCGCCGGCCGCCGGCUGGUCCACAUCCUGCUGCUGGGCGUGGGCGAGAGCGGCAAGUCCACCUUCCUCAAGCAGAUGCGCAUCAUCCACGGCCGCGAGUUCGACCACAAGGCGCUGCUCGAGUUCUGCGACACUAUCUUCGACAACAUCCUCAAGGGCUGCAGGGUCCUCGUGGACGUGCGGGACAAGCUGAGGAUCCCCUGGCAGCACUCGGAGAACGAGAAACACGGCAUGUUCCUCAUGGCCUUUGAGAACCCGGCAGGGCUGCCCGUGGAGCCGGCCACCUUCCAGCUGUAUGUGCCUGCACUCAGCGCCCUCUGGCAGGACUCAGGCAUCCGAGAGGCCUUCAACCGCCGGAGCGAGUUCCAGCUGGGUGAGUCGGUGAAUUACUUCCUGGACAACUUGGAUCGCAUCGGCCAGCUGAACUACUGCCCCAGCAUGCAGGGCAUCCUGCUGGCCCGCAAGGCCACCAAGGGCAUCGUGGAGCACGACUUUGUCAUCAAGAAGAUCCCCUUCAAGAUGGUGGACGUGGGUGGCCAGCGCUCACAGCGGCAGAAGUGGUUCCAGUGCUUUGAUGGCGUGACGUCCAUCCUGUUCCUGGUGUCAUCCAGUGAGUACGACCAGGUGCUCAUGGAGGACCGGCACACCAACCGGCUGGCAGAGGCCAUGAGCGUCUUCGAGACCGUCGUCAACAACCGGCUGUUCGCCAACGUGUCCGUCAUCCUGUUCCUCAACAAGACGGACCUGCUGGCUGAGAAGGUGCCCUGCGUCAGCAUCCGUGCCCACUUCCCCGACUUCCGCGGGGACCCGCGGCGGCUAGAGGACGUGCAGCGCUUCCUGGUGCACAGCUUUGAGCGCCAGCGCCGCAGCAGCAGCCGCAGCCGCCCACUCUUCCACCAUUUCACCACGGCCAUCGACAUGGACAACAUCCUCUUCGUGUUCCAUGCCGUCAAAGACACCAUCCUGCAGGAGAACCUCAAGGACAUCAUGUUGCAGUGAGGCCCUGAACCCCGGACCAGGGACAGCACCCUCAGCAAGGCCCCCUGGGACCCAGGACACCAUCCUGCAGUGAGGCCCCUGGCCCCGGGAUCAGGGACCCCAGACCCGCAGGGACACCAUCUGCAGUGAGACCCCCCCUGGGACCUGGGACCUCAGACCCGCAGGGACACCAUUCUGCAUUGAGGCCCCGGGACUCGGGACCAAACUACUGAAGCCACCUCCACCUCCAAUUCCCAGCCGGUGGGCGGGCAGGCUGGCUGGGGACCAAGGAGGCCACCCGCCUUACCGCCCCCAGACCUGGGCCCUACAAGCCCCACCAGGCUCACCCAUCUGGGGGCCCUCCCAGAAGAAGUGCCUUCUUCACCCUGUUGCCCCUUCCUGUCACACACCCGACGCACCCUGGGGACUCUAGGUGAUGUGGCCGUGGCGCGCACACAUGGGGGACCUCGUCCUCACCCUGGCCUGGGAUCCCUGCCCCGUCCCCUGGGUGUGAUCCUGGGGCCCUGGGUACGAUCCUGCAGGUAGGGCCUAAACCCCACAGCUGAUAGGGGGUGACCCGUUCAGAGAGGAAAGAGCCCUAUCUGUCCUGUCAGCUCU